GUUAUUUAAAAAAGGCAGGUGUUCUAUAAUUUGCAAGUUGUCCAAAAUCACCCUACAACGACGUCAUUUCAUGCCACAAUUUCCAUUUCUUCAUCUUCUUCACUAUUCACGUUUCUCCAACCAUGUCUUAAAACCUUUUUUUACCUUAGUCUUUAUGUCUGGUCGCUCUUUCAACUACCCAAAAAAACAAACACACACACAAAAAAAAAAAGAAUCUGAAGAUCUCAAAAAAUAAAUAAACAUUACUAUUCCUAAAAGAAAGGAAAAAAAAAAAAGUGAACUCUGGUAAUGUCUAGUGGACUUCCAGGAGGGGCGUUAAGUCCAACGUUACCGUUAAUUCCGGCGGAUAAUGCAACUCCGCCGCCGUCUCCGCCAUCACCGGAAGUUACAAGUCAGCCGUCUCCGGCGACCUCGAUAAUCCCGCCACCCUCAUCGAAUAAUACUACGCCACGUGGCUCGUCGAAUAGUACUACUAUAGUAGCUCUUGGUGUUGGAAUUGGAAUUGGUGGAGCACUAGUGCUUAUUUGUGUGGGUAUUUUUGCACUUUGGUAUAAGAGGAGAAAAAAGAGACUUGGUUUGGAAGGUUUUGGUCACGAUCAUGCUGCACAAGGUCCUAAAGAUAAUUUGUUUGGAGGUCAACAUCAUCAUUGGCAACAAAAUGCUCCUCCACCACGAAAUCCCUUUCCUCCACCAGUCGUUAUGUCAGGUUCAGAAGUAUCUUCAGUAGAUGGAUUUACUCCUCCACUCCCACCUUCCACUGGUAGCAACUUGAGUUCUGACAAACCUUUUCUACAAACAAAUCCUGAUUCCAACUUGAGUUUCUCUAGAACUACAUUCACCUAUUCAGAAUUAGCACUUGCUACCGAGGAUUUUUCUGUUUCUAACCUCCUUGGUCAAGGUGGUUUUGGAUAUGUAUACAAGGGAGUAUUCCAUGAUGGGAAGGAGGUUGCAAUUAAACAACUAAAAGUUGGAAGUGGGCAGGGGGAGCGUGAAUUUCAAGCAGAGGUGGAGAUUAUUAGUCGCGUUCAUCAUAAGCAUCUUGUUACAUUGGUUGGACAUUGCAUUUCAGGGGCGCAGAGGUUGUUAGUUUAUGAAUAUGUGCCAAACAAAACCUUGGAGUUCCACUUGCAUGGAGACAUAACUGCAGGCAAGGAGGAUCCGCCACUAAGCUGGGAAACUAGGAUGAGAAUUGCUUUGGGCUCUGCAAGAGGAUUGACAUAUCUGCACGAAGACUGUCAUCCAAAGAUUAUACAUCGCGAUAUCAAGGCCUCCAAUAUUCUUCUAGAUGACAAUUUUGACGCAAAGGUUGCCGAUUUUGGGCUUGCGAGGUUGAAUUAUGACACUGAUACUCACGUCUCCACACGAGUAAUGGGAACUUUUGGGUACUUAGCUCCUGAGUAUGCUCUUACUGGUAAACUGACUGAUAAGUCUGAUGUCUUCUCUUUUGGAGUCAUGCUUUUGGAGAUUAUAACUGGACGACGGCCAAUAGAUAAAGCUCAACACUAUCUCGACGACAAUAUUGUUGACUGGGCGAGGCCUUUGCUUACCCAGGCUCUGGAUGAUAACAACUUUGAUACUCUGGCUGAUCCAAGAUUGGAGAAGAAUUAUGACUCUGCUGAGAUGACCCGAAUGGUCACUUGUGCUGCUGUUUGUGUGCGCCAUCUGGCACGUCGCAGGCCUCGUAUGAGUCAGAUUGUCAGAGCUCUAGAAGGAAAUUUGCCAUUGGAUGAGUUAAAUGACGGACUUAGACCUGGACAUAGUGGUAUACAUGAAUCUUAUGGAAGCUCGGAUUUCGACUCUGCCCAGUACAAAGAAGACCUAAAGAAAUUUAGGAAAAUGGCACUAGAAAGUCAGACACAGAACUCUAGUGGAUGCAGUGGACCUACCAGUGAAUUUGGACCCCAUCCCUCCGGUUCAAGUAGUGAAGGCCUAAGAACAACUCAAGAUACACGCCCUAGUUUUGAAGGUCGGCGAGACAUUAAAAUAGAGUAGAAGGCAGUUAGCAAGCAGAAAAGAGUGAUUAUUUAUUUAAUGGAAAGGAGCAAUGUAAUGAACUCUUCUCAGAAAUUGUUGGAUUUGGUAGUUUGGUAAGAAAUUUGUUGAAUUUGGCAUACCUUUUAUAUGCCACUGCUCUUUGUAAUUAUCAAGUUAUCUAGGUGCUGUUGCAGAUUUUUUUGCUGUUACAUGUAAAGAUAGAAUGAUUAAAGCAGUUCAGGAAGUCAUGAGAACUUCCACUUGGUGAAAGUGUCAACAAUUGUUAAAA
This is a messenger RNA of Lycium ferocissimum, 2263 nucleotides long. RefSeq names its product proline-rich receptor-like protein kinase PERK15. The record is from RefSeq and is a predicted model, not a curated record. Bases 289 to 1992 code for a protein of 567 amino acids. The transcript has 8 exons. NCBI's taxonomy places the organism in Eukaryota, Viridiplantae, Streptophyta, Magnoliopsida, Solanales, Solanaceae. Gene Ontology annotation, molecular function: protein kinase activity; ATP binding. Gene Ontology annotation, biological process: protein phosphorylation.